Paraphaeosphaeria sporulosa is the source of this 926-nucleotide messenger RNA. RefSeq names its product ribosomal protein S13. Lineage: Eukaryota; Fungi; Ascomycota; Dothideomycetes; Pleosporales; Didymosphaeriaceae. Gene Ontology annotation, biological process: translation. The record is from RefSeq and is a predicted model, not a curated record. The transcript is spliced from 4 exons. Gene Ontology annotation, molecular function: RNA binding; structural constituent of ribosome. Bases 365 to 832 code for a protein of 155 amino acids. Gene Ontology annotation, cellular component: small ribosomal subunit; ribosome; cytosol.
GAAUCUCAAUGCAUUGUUUUCGGGGACAUGAAGCGCAUAGCCUCGUCGCUGCGAUAUGUAUCACGGGGUUUGUCGCAUGGGUCAGGAUAGGGUUGCAAAAUACAGCAGAACAGGGUCAAUACUCCGGCACAGAGCAAGAAUGAGGAGAUCAUAUGGAUUGCAAUCAGACAGCGCACGUUGGCAGGCGAGAGGAGGUCCAAGUUCGCGACGAGAAAAGGGCGAACUCGGUUAGCGCGCCUUCCCAGGAUGCCGAGCCACUAGCGCCGACCGGCGCACACACAACUUUCGAAAUCGCCCUCUUUCCCUCGAACUCGCUAAAGCAAACGACAACACCCAUCGACGAGCCCCCCGACAAGCCGCCAUCAUGUCGCUCGUCACCGGAGAGAAGUCGAACUUCCAGUACAUCAUCCGUUUGUUGAACACGAACGUCGAUGGAAAGCAGAAGGUCAUGUACGCCAUGACCAAGAUCAAGGGUGUCGGUCGCCGGUACUCCAACUUGGUCUGCAAGAAGGCCGAUGUCGACCUCGGCAAGCGUGCCGGUGACCUCACCUCCGAAGAGCUUGAGCGUAUCGUCACCAUCCUCCAGAACCCCCUCCAGUACAAGAUCCCCACCUGGUUCCUCAACAGGCAGCGCGACAUUGUCGACGGCAAGAACUCCCAAAUCCUCGCCAACGGUGUCGACUCCAAGCUCCGUGAGGAUCUUGAGCGCUUGAAGAAGAUCCGUGCUCACCGUGGUCUCCGACACUACUGGGGCCUCCGUGUGCGUGGUCAGCACUCCAAGACGACUGGUCGCCGCGGUCGCACUGUCGGUGUCUCCAAGAAGAAGGGAUAAAUGUUUUCGCUUUCGCUGGGCAGCUGGGGCUUUGUGUGGUGCGGGAACAAGGCUUCUUCGGGUGGGGAGGUGCACUCACGGUGUUACAAAGGGC